AUGGCAGAGCGCACAGACAACUUGCUCGAUCGUCUGUUCCCCCUUCCCUCAGCCGCCCCUUCACCGCUCUGUCCAGGACGGUUUCCGGGCAUCACACAUGCAUCCAAAGUCGCUGUGACCGAGGUUUUGAAGGCGAACCAUUUGGAGCGACACUCCUUCACCAACGAACAUGGGUUUCAUAACCAUGCAUCUCACCACUUACUGGCCGCGUUUGCCUUGGGUGCACCUGCGCGUGUCUUCAAUGCCAUCUAUGAGGUCCAAAUGGGGAGGACACGUCCGGCAUCGAAUAUCUCGAAGAGCAUUACAAGGGAGACUUUCUGGGAUCACAUUGGAGACAGAACCUUCUACGAGGGAUACCUGCUGUACUUCAGCGACGUCGUCCUCAAGGACGGAGCCGCUUCGGCUAUUGAGGAGUACAUAUUCGCCAAGUCAGCCAACUUUCAUGACACGGCCAAAGUUCCAAGGAGGAUGAUGAACAGGCACUUUGCGAUGCUGUACCACCCCAUGAUCUAUCUUGCAUAUGGGCUGGAGUUUGGCAUUCCUGGACUUGUCGCGGAGGGAUACUUCCCAGAGCUCACGAGUGGCGAACGCCCAUCCCUGGACGGCAUCGAGUUGCUCGAUGGGACGCUCUUCUUACGAGUGGCUGGUCUCACUGCGGAGCGAGUGGCAGCGGCCGGAGAGGAUCGAUCGCUGUUCUGGGACGUUCGGGGCUUCUUUGUAUGA
Molecule: messenger RNA, 723 nt
Organism: Postia placenta MAD-698-R-SB12
Lineage: Eukaryota; Fungi; Basidiomycota; Agaricomycetes; Polyporales; Adustoporiaceae
Exons: 4
Coding region: 1-723 (240 amino acids)
Molecular function (GO): oxidoreductase activity
Source: RefSeq, a predicted model, not a curated record